This is a messenger RNA of Laccaria bicolor S238N-H82, 974 nucleotides long. RefSeq lists its product as uncharacterized. Bases 1 to 798 code for a protein of 265 amino acids. The record is from RefSeq and is a predicted model, not a curated record. The transcript has 7 exons. Gene Ontology annotation, molecular function: ditrans,polycis-polyprenyl diphosphate synthase [(2E,6E)-farnesyl diphosphate specific] activity. NCBI's taxonomy places the organism in Eukaryota, Fungi, Basidiomycota, Agaricomycetes, Agaricales, Hydnangiaceae. Gene Ontology annotation, cellular component: lipid droplet; dehydrodolichyl diphosphate synthase complex; endoplasmic reticulum.
AUGACCGCCAUCCUACGUGGCCUCGCCUGGCUGCGCGAUUCAAUUGUCAACCAAGCUGAGCGACUCUUCCUCAGAGUCCUCGCAGCGGGCCCGGUGCCCAGACAUGUCGCUUUCGUUAUGGAUGGAAACCGCAGAUACGCUAGAAGGCAGCAGAAGCAGGUACAAGAGGGGCAUGUGGACGGAUAUGUUGCUUUACGGCGGAUGUUGGAGGUUUGUCUGCGUUUGAAUGUCCAGUGUGUCAGCGCGUACGCGUUUUCAAUUGAGAACUUCAAACGCUCCGAAGAUGAAGUGGAGGCGUUGAUGAAGCUAGCGGAAGAAAAGCUGCUGGAGCUUUGUGAACAUGGGGACAUUCUUGAUGAAUACGGUGUCAGACUCAAUGUUUUGGGUAGAACGAGUCUCCUGCCAGAGAAAGUCCAACUCGCAGUUCAAAAGGCGGAAUCUAUGACUCGACACAAUACACGCGCUAUCCUCAAUCUCUGCAUGCCGUAUACAUCGCGCGACGAAAUAACAACCGCCGUUGAAUCAUGUGUCCGAAACGCUGACCCCUCAAACCCGCAAAUCACCGAAAAGGACAUCGACGCUCAACUAAUGACAUCAUUAGGCUGCAGUCCCCCACUCGACAUCCUCGUCCGAACGAGCGGGGUCAAACGGCUGAGUGAUUUCUUAUUGUGGCAGUGUUGUGAAGAUACUCAAAUCCAGAUCUCUUCAACUUUCUGGCCGGACUUUGGCCUCUUUGAUUUUGUACCUAUAAUUCUCGACUUCCAGCGAAAAGCGUGGGGAAGGCGGAUAUCUCUGUAGCUUGUUGUUGAAAUGAGGUGGUUUGCUUGCUUUUCUGAGUGAAAAUGCUGCUCUUUGUGGAAGUGCUGUGCAAGCGAGAAUGGCGGUACGACUAUAUGGCGCCCAGAGACCAUUCACAACCAAUGCUGGAUCAGGUCCUAAGCUUCACCAAAUGUGUUUUGUACUCCCUUUACAUG